UCGGGAGCUGUGGCCUCUCCUCGCCCUGCUGUGGUGCAAACGUCCCACUCCAGCUGCGGAGCUCCGUGAGAUCGGGCCACUCCUGCAGGUCCCUUCGAAGGAGGAUACGGACAGCGGUUGGAAAGUAUCUGCCUCCCCUACGUUGCUGUUUCAGCUAUUUGUAAGGUCAUGUAGAGGAGCAGAUUUCAUCUGAAGAUGGGACUGUUGGUGUUCAUGCGGAACCUGCUGCUAGCCCUCUGUCUCUUUCUGGUACUGGGAUUUCUGUAUUAUUCUGCUUGGAAGUUGCACCUUCUCAAAUGGGAGGAUUCCAAUUCAGUGGUUCUUUCCUUUGACUCCGUUGGACAUACAAUAGGCUCAGGAAGGAGAGAGAGAAAAACUGUGACUCUUGUGCUUCCGCUGUCCGUCCCAUCUCACCUUGCUGCAGACCCAGGAAAAGACAGAGUCCAGAAAGAACUCAAAGAAACAAUGGCAGCUCCAGUCCCAGCCAUUCCUAAAUAUGACAAACUGGGCUUUCUCCUGAACCUGGACUCAAAAUUGCCUCCAGAAUUGGCAUCAAAGUAUGCAAAUUUCUCUGAGGGAGUUUGCAAGCCUGGUUAUGCAUCAGCGCUCAUGACAGUCAUCUUCCCAAAGUUCUCCAAGCCGGCACCAAUGUUCUUGGAUGAUUCCUUCAGGAAAUGGGCACGUAUCAGGGACUUUGUACCUCCCUUUGGAAUUAAAGGACAAGAUAAUCUGAUAAAAGCCAUCCUGUCAGCAACCAAAGAUUACCGCCUAACUCCAGCUCUUGACAGUCUCAGCUGUCGACGAUGUAUUAUUGUGGGAAAUGGUGGAGUACUUGCAAAUAAGUCGUUGGGGUUAAAAAUUGAUGACUAUGAUGUUGUUGUCAGGCUGAACUCUGCUCCAGUAAAGGGCUUUGAAAAAGAUGUGGGUGGCAAGACAACUCUCCGGAUCACAUAUCCUGAAGGUGCAAUCCAGAAAAUGGAGCAGUAUGAGAAGGAUUCACUAUUUGUUCUGGCGGGAUUCAAAUGGCAGGAUUUCAAGUGGCUGAAAUACAUUGUUUACAAGGAGAAAGUGAGUGCCUCUGAUGGCUUUUGGAAGUCAGUUGCAACCCGUGUCCCAAGGGAACCUCAUGAGAUACGUAUCCUGAAUCCCUACUUCAUCCAAGAGGCAGCUUUCAGCUUCAUUGGACUGCCUUUCAACAACGGCCUGAUGGGCAGAGGGAACAUCCCCACUUUGGGAAGUGUAGCAAUAACCAUGGCGCUCCACAAUUGCGAUGAGGUGGCGGUAGCUGGCUUUGGCUAUGACAUGAGCUCACCGAACGCACCGCUGCACUACUACGAGAACAUCAAGAUGUCGGCCAUCAAAGAGUCCUGGACACACAACAUCCAACGGGAAAAGGAGUUCCUGCGGAAGCUGGUGAAAGCCCGAGUCAUCACUGACCUAACCAGUGGGAUUUGAGUGGCUGCAGCCACUGCCUCAAAUGGAGGAGAGGAAGACACAUGCUGCAGCUCUGAGAGCAGGCACUGGCAGCCCUCUGCAAGAAUCCCACCUCACUGGAGACAGGCAGAGGUGCUCUGGGAAGGCCCUCUCGCAUUACCAGGCUGCCCAAGUGUUGCAUCUGCUGCCUCCAGUCCUAGAGCCGGCAGGAGGUGGGCAUGGGACCGAGUGGGCAGUUCUUGAACUCUGCAUCGCAGACGGCUCUUCUGUGUCUAGAAUUAAACAGGAAAGACUCAGGAGAGAGGCGAGAGGUGUGUGAACAAAGCAAUUUGUGCCAAAUGGGAGGUGGCGCUGCCCUGAAGCAGCAAUGCCUGAAUGUACAAAGUAUUAUUUUUUAAAAGAAACUCUGCUGGAGUCAUACUAGAAAUACCAAGGUGCAAAGCAAAGUCUGCUUGUGCACAGCCCUGCAAAAAGCUCGGCCUCUCCACGCUCCAUCUGCAUUGUCACUGGCCGUAGGCCUUUCCCCAGGAAAACAAAUCCGUCCAAAACUUCAGUAUUGUUGGUGCUGCUAUAAUUUAAAGGGAGAAUGGCUUUCUCUCGUUCUCCACUUGGAAUUUCUGGUUGGAGAUGAGCAUGGGUUUGUUUUUCUGCACUUUUCCUUGCUUCCUGCAUAGAGGCAGCAGCAGCAACCACUUAUUUGGCUGCGUUUUCCAUAGCUGUUGCUCUGCCCUGACUCUGCCUUGACCCCGACAUGGAGCAGGGAGCCAAUGGCUUUCUCUGCCUGCAGCAGACCCUCGCUGCCUUCCUGCCUGUUACAGCGUUGAGGAGCCUGCCUUGUUGUGCUCAAGGCUUUCAGGCCUCUUGGUUUGUGCCUGCUGUGCAGGACCCUCGUGGAGUCCGUGCAGACUGGUGUCACCAUUUCUGGACAGCAUCUCGCUUUAUUUUUGUGUGGGAGAGGAGUAAUUUAUUUUUUGGAAGGAGGUCAGAUCUUGCGUGGAGAUCUGAUAUUUUACAGUGUUUAAGAACAGGCAGCUGAAGACACGUUUGUUUCAUGUUCCUGACUUGAUCAUGUUCCCUAUUUAAGUGACUCAUGACCUCUGUGAUGAUGGAGCCUGCUGGCAGGGGUGGCGGGGUUGCUGGGAACCCUUGCCAUCUGCUUGGCCCCUGCUCACUUCAUUUCCAAGCUCCUCCCGUGCUGCUCUAGCACUGCUGCUGCUCCUGCUCUCAGGAGUGUGUCCCUUCCUUUGCUGUCUUGGUCCCGAGAUGCAGUAUUUGCACAUCUGAUUUGUGUACGUAUUUCAGAGGAGCUGGAAUAAACUGAGCAACGCAGCCGAGUGUGAAGAUGGUGGGGUAGUCUUAUCUGUCUGGAGAGUGUGGGCAGAACGGGGACUGCCGGGGGAAUGGUUACAGGUGGAAAUGUGCUCCUGCUCUCUCCUAGCCUGGAAGGGGCCGGACUGCACCAGCAGAGGGGCAGUGCGGACUCCAUGCCCCAAGCCGAGUCCCUGUAUGUUGAGGCACCAGUGUGCAGCCAACCCCUGGUGGGGUCAGUGGAGGGGGCCUCCGGGAGGGAUGUUAGCAAGGCUCCCGGUCGUGACGCUGUAUCUGACGUUGUCCAGAGGAUCGCAGUCUGCCUUGCUCUGAGCUGGAGGGGGAAACGUAGCCCUCACAUGGAUAAACAGGGAAAGGAUGUUUAGAGCAAGGCUCGCACAAGUUUCCCCAGGCUGUCUCUGCUCCGCUGGCUUGCAGUGGGUCAUGGCUCCUGGGCUGAGACCCCACAGAGGAUGCACAGGAUGGGGCAGGCAACGAACUAGGCAUGGGUACAAAAUGGUUUGAGAUCAGGCUGCAGGCAGAGGCAGCUCUCAGUCUUGACGUGGUGCUGGCCACAACCUAGGGUGGGGCAUGCCCCUCAGAAGCCUUUCUUGUGUGGGGCAUCCAGUGCGCCCAUAGCCAAGGAACCUACUUGGGGGCAAGUCCUGUCCAGCUUCUGCUCAGGGCUGCUCCCUGACUCAUGGUCUGGGCAUAGCUCAAAGAUCCUGCCUCUUCCAGGCCUCAGAGGACAAAGAGAUGCUGAGAGGCUCGCCCUUGCCCUUGCCCUUGCCCUUGCCCUUGCCCUCUGUCCUGCCCCUGCCCCAGGGGCUCUGCCUGUCUGUCCAAGCCAGGCAGUCCCUGCUCCCCCGAGGUACUUGCCUGCUCUGGCAGUUCCUCCCCUGGGAUGCUCCAUGGGGUUUUCAGCAUGCUGGGCCAGUGCCGCGACUGGCACUCAUUUGAAUAUUCUCCCCCAAUUUGUUUUUCCUGCUCGAGGAGCCUGAGGAGCUGGAUUUCCGUGGCUCUCCUCAGGUGACAUUCCCUCUGCAGUCUCUGCGCACCGAGGCCCUGUCGAGGUGGCAGUGGGGGUCCUGGGCUGGAGGUUGUUGCUGAGGGCAGGGUGGGCACUGUCCUCCCAUCUUGGUGCUCAAAUCCAGUCUUUGACCAGCCACUGCAGGAGCCGCAGAGUGGUGAUGAGGGUGAUGGACAGUAUCCACACACCAUGUUGAGCUGAGGCACCAGAGAAUGGGAUAGCUGCAGCAGGGAGGAGGAGGAGAGUGGGGAAGAGCCUUCGGUGUCAGUGCCCUCCUCACCGCCUCAGAGGAGCAGAGAUGUGAGGCCGAUCAGGAGGGGAAUCAUUUACGAUUCCCCUCCUGCUCACUGUCGCAGAUGAUGCAGGAUGAGCACACAAUGACCGAGCAUCUCCUGGGCAGCCUGGCUAGGUGACCAUCCUUCUGUGCCCCUGCUGAGCACCUAGACUGGGGACCUGGGCUAGCUUGGGGACCUUUUGCUAGCAGGAUCUUGUGGUCCUGGGAUUAGCUGCAGGGGAUGCAUUCCCCCAUGGAGACUUGCAGUGGCAUUACAUUUAAUUUUGUCCCUUUUACUCAACACUACAACACUGUGGGACACCUUUAACCCUCCGCCUCACUGGCUUCAAGCCCAUGGAGGGAACAUCUCCCCUACUCUGCUUUCCCUGCCAUCGCAGCUCCCACCACGAUCGGGGCCAGGUCCUGAUGGGAAACACUCCCUGCGGACCAGGGAGGUGGCUCCAGGUGACCCAGUGGGGGUCUCUAGGCAGAAGCGCCCAGGCUGGUUAGACGAGUCCCUGGCCUAGGGUGACUGCGGUGGGUUGGAACCCUAUCUGCAGGCAGAAGGCGAGAGGAUGGGGAGCACAUGCUGGGGGGCCGGAGGCUCCUCGCCGCUCACUGUCCCCUUGUGCCUUCAGCUGAGGACUCUCAGUGGGACCCGUGGUGGGGCCCAGUUAGGGGAGCGACCCCAAGGAGCAGUCCGCAGCCAGGCCCUGGGCGUGCUGCCGGCACACGCCCUGGUCUGGGGGCAGCCCACGGUGCUGGUUCUCCCUCCCGGAGGCCCUUCCUUUGGCUUGUUGCCCACGUGCACCUGCAGCCACCUCCCGCCCUCUGAAAGGCUGCAGCCCUGCCAGCCAGAGCGGUGCGCGCGGGUCAGGGCAGGGUCAGUGGGACGGAUGUGAGUCUUGGCCUCUCCCUUGCCGUGACUCACCUUUUUGUCUCAGAAGGGAGAGCCCAGGGGAAUUCUCCACAGCCUAAAUAUAGAGCGGGGUUGCCUGACACCUGACGCACUGCUAUGCAGAAAGGCCAUUCGGGUGGCAGGGGACCUGCCUGGAGAGGGGCUGGGGAGGUCAGGGGUGGGGAGAGCCCUGUGCUGGGGGAGAGCCAGGCAUGAGGUGCUCCUGCGGGAUCUUCCUCCCACCCGGGCAGCGAUCAGGUCUGGGGGUGCUGCUGGCCCGCAGGGACACAGGCACACGCCGGCCCGGAGGAGAGGGGCUGCAGGGGAGCUGCCACUGUGCUGACUGCAGCAUGAGCCGGUGCGACCAGGCUGCUUGAGUGCUUGGGGCGUGCAGCUCUCCCCAGUGCUGCUGGCCCAGCACCGGGGUCCCCCACCAGCUCACCCCAGGGCAGAUCUGGCCACGCAGUAGCCUCCAGCUUACACGUGCCAAAUGGAGGCAGCGGGGAAGGAUCUGCUGCUGCCUGACAUCCCUCAGCCCAGCAUCUCAGCCCAACACUCCUCGCUCCAACAUCCCUCAGCCCAGCAUCCCUCGGUCUGGCAUCUCUGGGCUUCCAGGGGCUCCCUUCUCCUGGGGGAGAGCAUCAGGGAGGGCAGGAGGCCCUGCCCCAUCAUGCUGCUCUGCCCUGUCCGUGCGGGCACUGGUGGGAGAUGGGGAAGGUGCCAAGCCAGGGCUGUCUGUCUGUCGGUCUGUGCGUAUCUACCUGGUGGUGCUGGGGAGCUCUUCUGCAGCCAGCAGGCAGGCUGGGUACGGGCAGUGCCCAGGAUGGGCAAGGGCUUCCAGGCGGCCUGGCGGGGAGGCGCCCGGCACGCGACACCCGCUGGCUCCCCCGGCACCAGCGCCGCGCAUGCAGUCAGUCGGAGCGUGUGUCACGCGAGCAACACAAAAUAUUGC
This is a messenger RNA of Struthio camelus australis, 5896 nucleotides long. It is a transcript of the gene ST3GAL3, whose product is annotated as ST3 beta-galactoside alpha-2,3-sialyltransferase 3. NCBI's taxonomy places the organism in Eukaryota, Metazoa, Chordata, Aves, Struthioniformes, Struthionidae. Gene Ontology annotation, molecular function: sialyltransferase activity. The record is from RefSeq and is a predicted model, not a curated record.